This is a messenger RNA of Argiope bruennichi, 885 nucleotides long. RefSeq names its product oocyte zinc finger protein XlCOF19-like. Gene Ontology annotation, molecular function: DNA-binding transcription factor activity, RNA polymerase II-specific; RNA polymerase II cis-regulatory region sequence-specific DNA binding. The coding region runs from base 1 to 885 and encodes 294 amino acids. Gene Ontology annotation, biological process: regulation of transcription by RNA polymerase II. NCBI's taxonomy places the organism in Eukaryota, Metazoa, Arthropoda, Arachnida, Araneae, Araneidae. The record is from RefSeq and is a predicted model, not a curated record. The transcript has a single exon.
AUGAAUAUUGAAGAUUUUGGAAAAGGGCCAUGGCCAUGUUUUAUCUGCAAUCGUUUCUUUUUCAGAAGACAUAUAUUUAGAAAUCACAUUCUUACUCACACAGGAGAAAAAGCAUUUCGCUGUGAAAUCUGUGACAAACCUUUCGGCCGAAAGUGUUAUCUUGUAGAACACAAACGAAUUCACACUGGCGAAAAACCUUUUCACUGUAGUGUGUGUGACAAAUAUUUUGGACACAGAAAAGGUUUACAAAUGCAUAUUCGUAUUCAUACUGGUGAAAAACCACAUGUCUGUCAUAUAUGUAAUAAAGCAUUUACCCAGUAUUCUGCACUGAAGGAUCAUUUCUUAACUCAUACAGGUGAAAAACCACAUUCAUGUACUAUAUGUAAAAAAUGUUUUACUACAAAAAGUAGUCUCAACAGACAUGUUCUUACUCAUUCAUCUGAAAAACAUCAUAUUUGUGAUUUAUGUAAUAGGUCUUUCUCUUCUCCAAGUGGUAUACGAAGGCAUUAUCUUAGUCACACAGGUGAAAAACCAUACGCAUGUGAUAUUUGUGGUAAGGCAUUUGUUGAUAAAAAUCGACUGACAGCACAUCAAGUGACACAUACCGAUGAAAAACCAUUUAAGUGUGAGGAAUGUGGUAGAGCCUUUUCUUCAAAACUUCAUGUAAGGCGACACAAAAUUGUACAUACACCAUCAAGACAACACGUUUGUCAUUUGUGUGGGAAAUCAUAUUCUCGUAAAGUUGGCUUACAGUCUCAUGCUAAUACACAUAAAGAUAAGAAACCAUAUCCUUGUACUUUUUGCAGUAGAAGUUUUUUACAUAAAAAAAGUCUCUCUAGGCAUUCUAUUUCUCAUACACAGGAAAAUACAACUGAAAAAAAUUAA